Molecule: messenger RNA, 1761 nt
Organism: Colletotrichum graminicola M1.001
Lineage: Eukaryota; Fungi; Ascomycota; Sordariomycetes; Glomerellales; Glomerellaceae
Exons: 3
Coding region: 1-1761 (586 amino acids)
Source: RefSeq, a predicted model, not a curated record
AUGCAUCCGGCUCCGAGCCUGCUGGAGGCACCUCCGAAAAACGGCAGUGAGGAGUCUGGCAACAGGCCCCAAACCGGCUCGCCCUCCAUGUCGCAACCUGAAUUGCCCCAGUCUCAGCACUCUCCAGUCCAACAGCAUGUGCAACCGUCGCUUCAACAGCAGCCACAAGAGCAGCAGCAGCAGCAGCAGGUUGCUCCUCAACAGCGUCAGUCUUCGCAGCAACCUCCUCCCACUCCCGGCCAGUCGGCUUCUCCUCCUCUGAGAAAGGACACCAAUUCGUCCAUCUCAACUCAGGCCACUGCGGCCUCCGCAGCCACCAAUAUGUCCGCGGACACAAGCAACACAUCGUACAGUGCCGACACCUCUCCUAACCUAACAUCCAUAUUCCAUGUCAAGGAUGGCUCCGACGUCUCUAACCGGGUCCGCGCGAGCAGGAGGCGAACCGGCCCUUUGUCCCAGCAACAGAGAGAGAAAGCCGCGCUUAUCAGGAAGCUCGGCGCCUGCAACGACUGCCGUCGUAGGAGAGUUGCAUGCCAUCCCAGCCAUCACAACAUGACAUGGGAGGAUGCUGUUAGGAAAUAUCACAGGUCUCAUAGCCCAACGAUCCAGGACAUCGCCCCGUCCAUGUCCGCGCAGCGUCCUCUCAGUCCUGCUCCCGUCAUGAACAACGUGAAGUCGAUGUACGCGCAGGACCCUCAGGAGAUGGAUAUAGACUCUCCAACGCCCCCAGGACAGCACCGACUAAGCGAAUCCCGCAUUCGUACACCACUCCCGACCGGCCCCAGGCUCGACAAGCCGCCAAUGUUGCCGGGUAUCGAGAGCCUCAAGUCGGAUCUGCAGACAAACGUUUCGAGGAUCCUUUCUACGCCCAGCCGCAGCCGCUACUCCAGCGCACAGGCUCUACUGCUGUACUGGCAAGACGACCCUGACUUUACUGUGGGAAGUUCCGUCAAGGAUCUGGGAGAGGUUUUUGACCAGUAUUACCGGUAUACGUUUUCCAUCACCACGAUCCCGUCUGCAUCGGAGGCCUGCAAGAGCCCUUGGAGAUGGCUUUCGCGGAAGAUCACCGACUUCGUGGAGGACCGCGAUCAACGGGAUGUCUUGAAGAUUGUCUACUACAAUGGCCACUCCUACCUGGACGGGAACCGGGAGAUGGUACUUGCCAGCUCCAAGGAUAAGGACAAGGCCGAAACGAUCCGGUGGAGCGGCAUCCAACAGGUGUUGGAGGAGGCUUGCUCGGAUACUCUAAUCGUCAUGGACGCCGCCUUCUUCCCGUCUUCGAAGAUGCACCGCCAGCAGGGUGUUUUGGAACUAGUUGCCGCAGCCGUUUCCGAGGAACACUUUGAUGCCCUGGACCGCUGCACCUUCACAAAGGUGCUCACCGAACACCUCAAGACGCGCGCCUCCCAACGCUUCACGAGCCCCUUCUCCGCGGCAGAGCUCCACUCGAAGCUGCUGUCCAACUACCCAUCCCUCGUCCAAGACAGGAAUCCCGAAAGGGAAACUAUCACAAGCUUUCCCUCGCCGCUCCAUAUGCAGAUGUCCGGAAACGCUCGACUACCCUCGAUCCUCCUUGCCCCACUAAACAUCGGCCCCUUGAGGACGAGCUUGCCGUUCAGUACCGAGGGCCAGCAGCUCGUCCUGUCUUUCCGCAUAGGCGACGAACCCAUGGACAUAGAUAACUGGACCGAGUGGUUGAGGAUGAUGCCAGAGGGAAUCAAGGAUGUGAGAGUCGACGGUCCUUUCCGGCCGUCCAGAUAG